AUGGCUUCAAAACACCCUUUGGCAAUUGAUGGUCCUGGAUGGCAUGGUGAAGCUAAAACACCUGUUAUUGACGGCAAAUACAUUGAUCGCAAGACCGGCAAAAUUUGUCUUGCUGGACCCCACGACCAAGAGUUUCUUGGACCACCUGCUGUUGAUAUCAUUAUCAAUAGCAUUUACUCAGACGAUACCCCUCAGGUAUUCCAUGCGCAGCGAUUAUUCCCUAUGGAGGCUCUCCUAUAUCAUAUUAUGAAAGUGGUUAAGGAGAGAAAGAUCGCACUAGAUUCAGUUACCGCGACACCAUAUGCAAUUCGUGUCAUCCUGGGUCAGACAGAAAUUUCUAAGGAAAGCUUUGUUGAUGCUAGUUUGGAUAUGGUAAAUGGCAUUUUUGAUGAUGUCUGA
This is a messenger RNA of Clonostachys solani, 399 nucleotides long. The record is from the annotation of a GenBank genome assembly. NCBI's taxonomy places the organism in Eukaryota, Fungi, Ascomycota, Sordariomycetes, Hypocreales, Bionectriaceae.